AUGGAUAUUCAAAAGCUGACCAGUGCUACAAUAAAUUUUGAUCAAUCUGAAAUAGAUGAAAAAAUUAAUUCUAUACAUUCUAAAGUUAAUGAAUUGGGAAAGGAUACUAAAACUUCUUGGUUACUGAAGGCAAUAGGCUUCUUAGACUUAACAACUUUGGGAAGUGAUGAUACACCUGCCAGAGUUGAAGCUUUAUGUGCAAAAGCAGUAAAUCCUGUUAAAUUGUCAAAUUUUUCAAACUUGCAUACUGCAUCUGUAGCUGUAUAUCCUUUGAGACUACCAGAUGUAAUAUCUGCAUUGAAAAAAUUUGAUAAAGAACAUAAAAUUUCCAGAGCUACUGUGGGUGGAGGGUUUCCCUCUGGGCAAUAUCCAUUGGAAACACGUCUUCGCGAAGUAGAAAUAGGUGUUGAGCUAGGAGCUGAUGAGAUUGAUAUUGUUAUUAAUCGACCAUUAGCUCUAAUGCACCAAUGGAAAGAGUUAUACGAAGAAUUGAAAUCAUUUCGUAUUGCUUGUGGCAAUAAAGUAUGUUUAAAAGUCAUACUUGCCACAGGAGAACUAGGUAAUUUAGAAAAUGUAUAUAAAGCAUCUGUAGUAGCAAUGUUGGCUGGAGCAGACUUUAUCAAAACAUCUACUGGAAAAGAAGCAAUAAAUGCUACUUUGCCAGUUGGGAUUGUUAUGUGUCGUGCAAUCAGAGAUUAUUAUGAAUUUACCAAAAGAAAGGUUGGUUUAAAACCUGCUGGUGGUAUUAAGGUUUCACAAGAGGCUUUAGAAUGGAUGAUGUUAGCUCAAAUGGAAUUAGGGGAUGAAUGGAUGACUAAAGAUUUAUUUAGAAUUGGAGCAUCUAGUUUACUGGACAACAUUGUUGAAACAAUACAGUUGAACUAA
Molecule: messenger RNA, 885 nt
Organism: Habropoda laboriosa
Lineage: Eukaryota; Metazoa; Arthropoda; Insecta; Hymenoptera; Apidae
Gene: Dera
Product: deoxyribose-phosphate aldolase
Exons: 5
Coding region: 1-885 (294 amino acids)
Biological process (GO): deoxyribonucleotide catabolic process; carbohydrate catabolic process
Cellular component (GO): cytoplasm
Molecular function (GO): deoxyribose-phosphate aldolase activity
Source: RefSeq, a predicted model, not a curated record